AAGGAAGCAAUGACCUCAAAGAGUACAACCCUUACAACCCUUACUUGAGCGAAAUACCCUGAUUCACCUUUGUUGUUAGCCACGUUCUUUUUGUCGACAAUCUAUAUAUAUCCAUUAAGUUCACCUGAUCCCAACAGUCAACUUGCUACCUCACCAUUAGCACCGCCAUUACCCAGCAACCCAGCAACCCACAUAGAAUCUUCUUUGGAAUAUCACUAUAUUCGCAAUGGGUAACCCAAGCAAUCAUCUUGCCAAGGUGUGCGAGGCAUGGGACCUCUUACAGGAGCGCAUUGAUGCGGGAAGCUAUGUCAUAAACGGCCAAGAGCUCCAUAUCUCUGAUGUUGUGGCCACCGCGCUCCAUGGAUGCAUUCCACAGAUCACGGAUGACCCAAAGGUCGUUAAGAGCAUCCAGGAUAGCGUGGAUGUUCUAUACCACUACCUUUCAAAGGGGUGGUAUGUCUAUGGCGUAAACACGGGAUUUGGAGGAAGCGCAGAUACACGGACUGAUCAAGUUGUAGCUUUGCAAUCAUCUUUGAUGCAACUUACUCAGUCCGGUAUCAUCUCCAGACACGCUGAUGGAUCGAAACCAGGUCAUUCUAUGCCCGCAGAAUGGGUCAAGGCGGCUAUAGUCGUGAGGUGCAACAGUACCUUACGAGGCCACUCUGCCGUUUCCCUCCCGGUCCUCAAGGCUAUUACAGACCUUCUUGAGAAUGACUUGACCCCCGUUGUACCAUUACGCGGUUCAGUCUCGAGCUCCGGUGACUUGAUGCCACUCUCAUAUGUGGCUGGUAGCAUAGAAGGAAACCCAGAUGUUCUAAUUGAAAAGAACGGCAAGGUCCUUCCAGCACCCCAGGCAUUAGCAGAGGCAGGACUUCAGCCGGUGAAGCUUGGCCCCAAAGAGGGUCUUGGUUUGAUUAACGGAACAUCAUCAUCGGCAGCACUAGCUUCCAUUGUGAUCACUGAAUCUCACCGACUGGCCCUUCUUACACAGGCUCUCACUGGCAUGGCCGUGGAAGCGCUUCACGGAAGCAGAGAAAGCUUUAACCCAUUUAUUGCCAAGACGCGACCUCAUCCAGGCCAGAUCGAAGUCGCACGAAACAUUUACUAUUUCAUGGGUGGCUCAGCUCUUGCAAGAGAUGUACUUGAACCGAAGAAUCGUCGCUCCGAAGAUUUGGUUCAAGAUCGUUACUCCGUACGAAGCGCUCCGCAAUGGAUUGGUCCUCAGAUCGAGGAUUUGCUUCUCGCAGACCAGCAGAUCAGCAUCGAACUCAACUCUUCGUGCGACAACCCACUUGUCGACGUAGAGACCAAAGAUAUCCAUUACGGCUGCAAUUUCCAGGCGGCGAGUAUCACAUCAUCCAUGGAGAAAGUACGACUAUCGUUGCAAAUGUUCGGUAGGAUGCUCUUUUCGCAGCUUACCGAAAUGGUUGACCCGAGUCUCAGCGGUGGACUACCAGCCAACCUUGCCGCCGAUGACCCUAGUCUCUCUUUCACAUUCAAGGGAGUCGAGAUCAACAUGGCUUCUUACAUGGCAGAGCUAUCUUAUUACGCCGGUCCCAUGAGCCCUUUUAUCCAAGCCGCCGAGAUGCAUAACCAAUCAGUCAACUCGAUGGCAUUGGCGUCGGCUCGUAUGAGUGCGCAUGCAACAGAAAUUCUCACCAUGAUGACUGCAGCACACUUGUAUGCUAGUUGCCAGGCCGUAGAUCUCAGAGCACUGCAUAUGCAUUUCGUGCGAAAGGCCGUCGAGACAAUCUCAUCAAUCACCACCCAAUUUUUCUCCGGAAAACUAGCAUCUGAUGAACUAGAAGAUUUCCAGAAGGCCCUUGCAGCCCACGUUUAUCCUUCCUGGUCGUCUUCGAGCAAGAAGGACCUCGCGGACCGUUGUGAAGCUCUCGUAAGCACAGCAGUGCCUAUCGCCGUCAACCACACAAAGGGUAACGUCGAAGACAUCACCCAAUGGAAAGAACAAACUGUCAAAGCCAUCAAUGCCUUGUGGGAAAAGACCUUUGAAGAGUUCUGCGCCAGGCCCCACACUCCCAAUGUCCUGGGUAAGGGUUCAAAGGUUCUGUACACAUACGUCCGUGAGAAACUUGGUGUACCGUUCCACCAGGGCUUUGUUGAGCAUCCCACCAAUAAGGUUGAUACUUUGAACGGCCGACCCAAGAAAUCCAUCGGUGGCUGGACCUCCAUUGUUCACGAUGCGAUCAAGGAUGGUUCUUUGUAUGGCGGAUUAAUAGCAUUGGCCUCGGAAGGUCUGCUAAAGGAAACUAAUGGUCACACAAACGGCUACACAAACGGUCAUACAAAUGGACAUGCUAACGGGUACACGAACGGCACGAACGGGAAGAUCUGAAGUGACUAACUAUUCAAUUUGUCGCGCAAUCAUUCCGUCAUAAAUAUGCCUAUCUCCUCUGUCUAGGAGUUGGUGAAGGCCCUUCAUACGGCGUCGGUGCUUUGAGAAGUAGAAAAAGAAAAGAAGGUACCUAGAGACUGCUUAAACCUGGCUCGGAAUUUUGCUUCUACAUGAUGUAUUAUCAUAUAUAGCGUCUUUCCUUUGA
Molecule: messenger RNA, 2558 nt
Organism: Annulohypoxylon maeteangense
Lineage: Eukaryota; Fungi; Ascomycota; Sordariomycetes; Xylariales; Hypoxylaceae
Product: phenylalanine ammonia-lyase
Exons: 3
Coding region: 227-2353 (708 amino acids)
Biological process (GO): L-phenylalanine catabolic process
Cellular component (GO): cytoplasm
Molecular function (GO): ammonia-lyase activity
Source: RefSeq, a predicted model, not a curated record